AUGUUGCUGGCAGAGGUGGCUCCCGCGGGGUCACCCCGGCCUCGGCCCCGCCCACUACAGAGAGCCAAUUCGAUCCCGCGAAGGCUUAGUUCGGAAGCCUGGUCUGGUAGCGGCGUCGCCGAGCUGCAGCGCGUCGCUCCUCAGACUGCCUGGGAACGCAAGCCCCGCCUCCAGGAGGCUCCGCCCCUGCGCCAGCCGUUGCUAGGCGGCAGGAAAGCGCCAGCUCCGUGUGGGCAACACGCGGGGGCGCGAGGAGGGAGGUGCCGGGCACCGCGCCGCGCUGGGAAUAGGCCUUCGCUGCCGCGAUUGGGCGCCCAGCGACUUGGGCUGGGAAUCCUCUGCUCCGAGGACGCCGGGCGGGGGCGCUCGACGGGUAUCGAGCUGCUUCGAAAGUCUCAUGGCCGGAAGUUGCCGACCUCUGGGGCCUGGAUUUAUCUCACAAAAGAGUACUUUGUCAGGAAAAUGAAGCACUGGAAGUGCUUCUCAAAGGCAUCAGUUACUGAUGUUCUGAAACCAGAUAAGCCAUGCUCAGGAAAAGACCACAAAGUGCAUUUGUCAAAUACUGUAAAGGGAACAGCAGUACAGCAAACUAAUAAAGAUAUUUCAGCCCAAAGGAUACAGAGAGCUUGGUUAUCUCAUAUGGACCAAACAAUAUUUCAACUCCUAAAGCACACGAUUCGUGCAGCAGAACUUCGUGUGACACAUCAAAUACUGAAGGAAGUGAACCCCUUAGAGGCUGAGCUUGUGAAAGAUCCUAGCAUGAAGUGUAAAGUUAGAUUCAGAUUUAGUGGUGAAACAUUUCCACCUGUCAUCGUAUUUAAAAUUUUUCUUCAUACCGAAGGACAUGGUUACAACUAUUUCAGUGGAAAAAAAUUCUUAAAGCCAUCGAGUGAGGCAGUGGCCGAUGCUUGCAAAAUAAUGGGGAAAAGGAGAUUUUGUCAUUAAGUUAUGGAAGAGGAACGUUUUUUCCAGAAGUUCAAAAUAACUGAUGAAAUUGAUAUUGUCACCCCGCAAGAUUACAUGCAAUACUCCAGUCUUCUGGAUGAGACUCCUGCAUCCUAUGGUGGCAGAAAUAACUACUGGCGAAAAUUAAACCUCAAAAACAUCCCCAGGACGAUGAUAAUAUAUGACAUAGUUCAUUAUGCAGAGUCUGGAAUAAUCUCACACUGUCUACAAACAGAAAUGAAGUAUCUGUUACAGAAGCCACAAACGGAAGAGAUGCGUAAGCACCAGCUACGGAUUGUUUCUGAAGUUAGGUAAAAGUGACAUUUUACCUGGGUUGCGAUACUAGGGGCAUUUCUGAAAAUGUUCACUUUCUGCCAAAUAGCUCAUGAAAGAUAAUAAUAGGGCAUAUGGGAAAAACAGGGUUGGGGCAGAUUGCUCUAAACUUCUGCAUCUUUGUAAACAGAACACUAACAAAAAGGACAAUUGGAACCUGGGGAGAUAACUUGCACCAGCAGACAGGCAGCUCAGGAUGGCUGGAGGCCAGCACAGAAAAUAUAAAACAUGUAGAACAAUCGAGUGGAAAUUCUGGCAUCUCUUUAAUGAGAGCAGGUAGUGGGCACGGUGCUAGCGCAGAUGGAAGUGUGGCCCUGGGCUAGUGUGGUUGCCUUGUAAGUGGACACGAGAGGCUGGGCAACCUGCCAAUAACCAAAACCCCCUCAAGGUGGGGAGUAUGGUGGAGCACCGUAAGGGUGGAUCGUGGGCUGAGGGGUGCCACUCUGGGGAGAGAGCCCUAGAUGCAGGUGCUAAUUCUCGUUUUCAUAAAUACAGCCAAAAGGGCUCCCGUUGCCUGUGGCACACAGGGCUGAGGACCUUCUUUCCUUUUCUGCCGAAGGUUCUAAUUCUCCUCUUGCUAUCCCGGCUCUCCUUGCUGAGGACAAAUUGCAUAUAAAUUACAGUGACAUUAUUCCGUUCUUUAGCAAUAACAUGUGAGCCAAUUCACAUUAUAGAAACUCAUGUUGUAGCAAAAUAGACUGUAUUAUGAUCUGAAACAGUAUGGACAGAAUACGACUGCUCUCAUUAUAUUCCUUUUUUUUUUCCAUUACAAGUUUCACCUAGCCCAUCUUAUUUACAAGUGAAGAGCUUUCUUUCUUGAGAAAAAGAAAGAAGUAAUCAGAUUGAAGAGGAUGUAUUGGUAGUCAAUUUCCACAGAGUCAUACUUGAAAGGAAAAAAAUACUCGGUUAGUACAUGAAGAAGACACUGGUGACCCAGCAUCAGGCAAAUGCGCUGGAUUUUUUCAGGGCUAGAGAUGAGUGGUGCUGCCCCAAUAAUAUAAUUUAGCCCGUAUAUUUUAUGAUCAAGGGUAUACAUUUGCCAGACAGAUGGCCUGGUGUAGGGGGCAGUCUGUCAUCAUGAAAUAGACUUUCUCUAACUCAUCCAUAUAAGCACUAAAUAUAGAACUUAACCCUAUUACCACCAAGGCCAAAUAAAUGAUGUAAUUUUCUCUGCCACCAUGUAUAACCGUCGGCUCCUUGCUAUUUGAACCCUUGCCAUUGAUUGUCUAAGAUGAGUCACUGGAAGAGCCAAAUUAAGUAGCCAAAUUCUAAAUCAAUUAAAGAGGUAAAAGUAUUUUCUUACAGGUUUCUAUGAAUGCAGUAUUAGUUUGGGAUCUCCUGGGAGAUCAAAGAUUUGAGUAUGAGUAGUUAUCUGGGAGGUGAUCCCCAGAACCAUCCAUGGAAGGGAAACAGGGAGGGGCAGGCUGCCGAAACAGUGUGUGUCAGCAAACAGGUUAUCUCUGCGGGUAAGUGGAGUUUAAUCCCUCCCGGGAAUGUCCAAGCCAUUGUAGAACACGUGACUCAACUUAUCCUGCGGGGGCAAGGGAGCUGGGAUAUGUAUACGCCAAUGUGCAGUAGUCAUUGGCUAAGGACUGCUUAGGAGGUGAGGUAGUAAUUCUCGGGCACUUCCUCCACACAUGGGCUCCUGUUUUCACAAGCAAGCCCUCGGGCUGAGUGAGGCCAAUGCUGUCAUUUGGAAGCUGGGCCUAUGUGCUUUGCAGUGGUAAGGCUUAGGGCGUGGCACCACCUGUAUCUGAUCCCAGCACUGAUAAAAACAGCUUGUUUUCGGCCAUUAUGAAAUUUACCCAUUUUUUGGUGUUAGUAUAUGGUAUGUUAAAAAAGAUUCAAGUGGCUACUACAUGGUAUUUUCCAGGAAAACGGAUUUUAGAUUGAUACCAUGUUUUAUCAUUUUCACCGUCAUUGUGGUCCACGUCCUCAUAUAUACACCUUCACAGGUGACAGAUAAGGAACUGUGCUGUGGAAUUUAAGCAGAAAUGAUAACUUUGGCCUAAAAAAUUACAUGCAGUACUGCUCCAAAAACUGAGGUCUAUGAUACAUUUGCUGGAAGAUGCUUUAAAAAAAUAGGGAACUUGCUGUACAUUUAAAUGUUAUUUUGUGCAUUUUUUUCUGUCUAUAAUACAAAUCUUUUCUAGAUGCCCUUCAUCCUUUCCAGCUAGCCAACCUUUGUAUGGGCCCUACCAACAGCAGAGUCAAAUUCAACAUCUGGGUCGUCGAUCUAAGCAAGCUCAAAUGAAACUUGAAAAAAUGAAAAAAGCUUACAAGAUGGCUAAAGAAAAAAAUGCGUCUGUGGGGACUGUAAGUUGAACUUGUACUGAAUUCAUUGUUUUGUACACUAUUCAAACUGUAAGUAAUUCUACUUCUAUAAGUAGAAUUUUCCUUAUCUCCAAGGUGAAGGUUGAAAUGCCUUUGGUAUCUACUUAGAUAGUCUAAAGCUAUGUUCCUCUUGGUGCCCCAUGUUUUAAAAAUUCUUCAACAAUAGAGCUAACCUGAUAAAUAUUGGCUGUUUGGGCUCCGCAUCAGUAUGAGGUGGUGAACAACAACAGCAGCAAUGAAAAACUGUCGUCUCUGUACGUUGACGCUGUCAAUUCAGCAUGAUGCUAAUGGUGAUUUUUGUCAAAACAAAAUCCAUUUCUAUCUAAACUUACAAAAGCGGUAUGUGUAAAGUCGCCCUCAGUAUAUUCCUACAUUGUAGGAAUAUUGACAACCAGUGCGUAUUGAUGUGUUACUUUGUAAUUCUUAAAGAAUCUGCUCUAAGUUUUUUACGAGGAGGCUAAGUAUAAACAGUCACUAUGAAAACAAAGUAGUAAAAACCAG
Messenger RNA from Herpailurus yagouaroundi (jaguarundi), 4113 nucleotides. RefSeq names its product chromosome unknown CXorf58 homolog (gene CUNHXorf58). Lineage: Eukaryota; Metazoa; Chordata; Mammalia; Carnivora; Felidae. The transcript has 8 exons. The record is from RefSeq and is a predicted model, not a curated record.